This is a messenger RNA of Mytilus trossulus (common blue mussel), 2304 nucleotides long. RefSeq names its product sodium-coupled monocarboxylate transporter 2-like. NCBI's taxonomy places the organism in Eukaryota, Metazoa, Mollusca, Bivalvia, Mytilida, Mytilidae. Gene Ontology annotation, molecular function: symporter activity. Gene Ontology annotation, biological process: transmembrane transport; sodium ion transport. The transcript has 15 exons. Bases 35 to 1984 code for a protein of 649 amino acids. The record is from RefSeq and is a predicted model, not a curated record. Gene Ontology annotation, cellular component: membrane.
AUUCACUGCUCUGUAAUUAUACUGUAAAAUAAUUAUGUGGAAUAGAACUUAUUCAUAUACUUUUGAGAGAGGAGAAUCAACACUCUUUCAUGUUGCUGAUUAUGUUGUCUUUGGACUUACUCUUUUGGUGUCUGCUUCAAUAGGACUUUUCUAUGCAAUUAAAGAUAGGAAUAGUAAUAACGAGAAAGAAUUCCUGUUGGCGGGCCGAAACUUGUCAGUUUUUCCUGUCACCCUGUCACUUCUCUCUAGUUUCAUAUCAGCGAUAACACUGCUAGGAACACCAGCUGAGGUUUAUAAGUACAACACGAUGUACUGGCUUAUUUCUAUAGGAUUUGUCAUAGCUGCUACGGCGUCAGCUCAUAUCUUUAUUCCAGUAUUUUACAACCUUGGCGUCACCAGUGUGUUUGAGUAUAUUCAACUGAGAUUUGGUGGAGUUGUGAGGAUCAUUUCCUGUAUUGUUUAUUUGGUUUGGAUGUUGUUUUACAUGUCUAUCGUACUCUAUGGUCCAUCUCUUGCUCUUAGUGCUGUUACCGGCAUCAGUUUGUGGGGCUCUGUUGUAGCAGUUGGAGUAGUGUGUACAUUUUAUACAACAUUGGGUGGAAUGAAAGCCGUGGUAUGGACAGACUCCUUUCAGAUGAUGGUAAUGUUUGCAGGUAUGUUUACGUUGCUUAUCGCAGGAUGUAUGAAGGUAGGCGGUAUAGAUGUAGUAUGGAAUGUGGCAGACCAGAAUGAAAGAAUCAAAAUUUUUAUUAUGAACGUUGAUCCUACAACCCGCCAUACUUUCUGGAACGUUGUAGUUGGUGGUGGUUUGUUUUGGACUGCAGUAUAUGGAAUUAACCAAGCACAGGUUCAGCGUGUUCUGUCUCUGCCUUCUCUGAGAAAAGCGAAACUGGCAUUAUGGUUGAACUUACCUGGUAUGUGUGCCGUAUUGACUUUGGUGUGUUUGGUUGGUUUAACCAUGUAUACUUAUUUUAGUUCUUGUGACCCAGUUUCCUUAGAGAUAAUCAAGAAAUCCGAUCAGCUGAUCCCACUUUUCACAAUGGACCUUGUAGGACAUCUACCUGGUUUACCAGGACUUGUUAUAUCCUGUGUUUUCAGUGGAAGUUUGAGUACGAUAUCAUCUGGAUACAAUGCUAUUGCUGCCAUUUUGCUGGAAGAUUUUGUAAAGCCAUGUUUUCCGAAAAUGACAUCAGCAGCAAAGACUGUGCUUUCAAAAAUGGCUAUUGUUGUCUGCGGUGGAGUUUGUCUUUUGAUUGCUUACGUCGUUUCUCAGCUGGGUGGAUCUAUAUUACAGGUAUCCUAUAUUCUGUUUGGUAUGCUUGGAGGACCAUUACUUGGAGUAUUUACACUUGGAGUACUAUUUCCCUGGGCAAAUAAAUGGGGAGCAUUAAUCGGUCAUUUGACAUCCCUGGUGAUAACACUUUGGAUAGGGCUGGGAACUUAUUUGACCAAAGUUGUUGUCACGUCGCCAUCAUCACUAAUAACAAAGGGAUGUCGAAUGCUAAAUACUACAACAACGACAAUGUCACCAAGUCACCUACUUUCCACUGAAGCUGAUUUGCCCGAAGUAAAAAAUGACUUUCCAUUGUACAAGAUGUCCUAUAUAUGGUAUGUAGGACUUGGCAUGUUGAUACACAUCGUUGUUGGGUUGAUUGUCAGUUUCUUGACAGGUCCUACCAAACCUAGUGAAAUAAAUCCAGGACUAAUUUGUCCCAUAUUUGACGAGUUACUUCCGUUUCUUCCAAAGAAAAUCAGGAAAAAGUUACAAUUUGGUGUCCGUCAUGAGGAUUUUGUUAAAUUUAGUCCAGACAAUCCCAACACAAAAGAUCGUGGUGGAUACGAUAAAAGGGAUUUUGAGUUGAAAGAAGACAGUGUGAAAACGGAAAAACCUAUACCAUUUGUGCAAACUGUUUGUAAUGGAACGUCUACUGAUGCGAUAGGAACAGAUUAUAUAUAUGAGAAGGAUUAUAAUACACAUUUUUAAUCACCGUGAAAUACAUACAUGAUGUUAUUCCAUAUUAUUUUUUCAAAAUUAUAUUACCUUAGCUGUACCUUGGCAAAACGUUUAGGAAUGUUGGUCCCCAAUGCUCUUCAACUUCGUACUUUAUUUGGCCUUUUUAACUUUUUUGGAUUAUAGCGUCACUAAUGGGUCUUUUGUAGACGAAACGCGCGUCUGGAGUAUACUAAAUUUAGUCCUGGUAUCUAUGUGAGGUUUUUUUAUAAAGCUUUUCGAACAUUUGACGUUACUUUUAGAAUGAAAAGGAUAACUAUGUCCUCUAUUGAGCUAGAUGUCUGAUUCUUUGA